UACUCAGCAAGAGACAGCGGGCAGACCCAACCUCCCUCUUCCGCGCUCAACCACUCACUCGUCGCUUUCCUCCCUCUCUCGCAAUCUCCCACGUCUCACUCUGGUGUCGGAGAGGCAGCAUAAGCACUCACACGCAGUAAGUCUGUCUCUCUGUCCUGCUGUCAUACUCAGCGUUUCAGGAACAGAAGUUGACUAUUCUGCACUGAUCUCUGCAUGACUGUCACAAAGAUGUCAUGGCGGCCGACUUACCGAAGCUCCAAGUUUCGAAACGUCUACGGCAAAGUGGCCAACCGGGAGCACUGUUUCGAAGGCAUCCCGAUCACAAAAAACGUCCAUGACAACCACUUCUGCGCGGUCAACGCCAAGUUCCUCGCUAUAGUAACGGAGAGCUCCGGUGGAGGAUCAUUCGUUGUCAUCCCUGUCACUCAGUUUGGCCGUGUGGAUGCUCACUAUCCAAAGGUCUGCGGUCACCAAGGAAACGUGCUGGACAUCAAAUGGAAUCCUUUCCAUGACAACAUAAUCGCAUCUUGUUCAGAAGACUCCUCUGUGAGAAUAUGGGAGAUUCCUGAUGGCGGACUGAGAAGGAAUUUGACAGAGUCUGUAUUAGAACUGUAUGGCCACAGCAGGCGUGUGGGCCUCAUAGAGUGGCACCCAACCACCAGUGGGAUUCUCUUCAGUGCUGGCUAUGACUAUAAGAUCCUGAUCUGGAAUCUUGAGAUCGGGGAACCGGUGAAAAUGAUUGACUGCCACACAGACGUGAUCCUCUGCAUGACAUUUAACACUGAUGGCAGCUUGCUGGCCACCAGCUGCAAGGACAAGAAACUACGUGUCAUUGAACCUCGCUCUGGCAAAGUACUGCAGCAGGAGGCGAAUUUUAAGAAUCACAAAGUGAACCGUGUUGUGUUCCUAGGCAACAUGAAGCGACUCCUAACGACAGGUGUGUCUCGCUGGAACACACGCCAGAUUGCUCUCUGGGAUCAGGAGGAUCUGUCCAUGCCGAUUAUUGAGGAGGAGAUUGAUGGACUUUCAGGACUGCUUUUCCCCUUCUAUGAUGCAGACACACAUAUGCUCUACUUAGCAGGCAAGGGUGAUGGAAACAUCCGAUAUUAUGAGAUCACCCAGGAGAAACCCUACCUGCAGUAUCUGAUGGAGUUUCGGUCCCCUGCACCUCAGAAAGGGCUUGGAGUGAUGCCAAAACAUGGGCUGGAUGUAGGAGCGUGUGAAGUCUUCCGAUUUUAUAAGUUGGUGACUCUGAAGGGCCUCGUUGAGCCAAUCUCGAUGAUCGUGCCCAGAAGGUCAGAGACAUAUCAGGAAGACAUAUACCCCAUGACCGCUGGGACAGAACCUGCUCUCUCGGCUGAUGAGUGGCUCAGUGGAGUCAACCGAGGUCCUGUGCUAAUGUCCUUGAAAGAGGGGUACAGCCGACCCAACAAGCUGGUGUUCAAGGCCCCAGUGAAGGAGAAAAAGGCGAUGGUGGUCAAUGGAAUAGACCUGCUGGAAAACGUGCCUCCUCGUACCGAAAAUGAUCUCCUGCGAAUGUUCUUCAGGCAACAGGAAGAGUUACGGCGACUAAAGGACGAGCUCACUCAGAAAGACGUUAAGAUCCGACAGCUUGAGCUGGAGCUCAAUAACAUAAGAAACAGCCCAAACAUCAACAACAAUAAUGACAGCAAUGGUAGCAGCAUUUGACAUGGGAUCUCUACUGUUACUGUUGAUCUCCUCUCCUACAGUAACUGCAGGUCCCCAGCACUGCUGAAACCCCAUGUGUGCCUCCUUUACCCACAAUAUCCCACCUUCCAGAUCUCAGAAGACCGAGCACUUUGUUUAGCAGUGUUUCGAUCUAACCCUCAGUGUUCACCUCACAGCUAGUGUGCUAAAUGGAUUUUAAAGGCGCGAUGUGAAAACUCUCCCAUCAGAUGACCUUCAUUCACGCUGCCGAUGUACCUGCGGUGGACUGAUUCUUCAUAUAUUAAAGUGAAGAGUUUGAAGUGAAGACACAAAACUUUCACGGAUGUACAAGGGAGAUGUGGUUAAAAAGGUAGUGCAGAGGGUUAUGAACAGAAAGGGCUUAUUUGUUUUUUAUAUUUUUUUAACCUUUCUCUUUCCAUCUUUUCACACAUUUGAAUGUUUACCGCAAGAGUUAUAGUCUUGCAUGGGAUUGGUUGUAAAAUAACUUGGUACAAGCUUUUAUUUGCAUUAUCAUCUCAUAACUGUAGACUUUUUAGAAGCUGUAGAAUUAUUUAUUUAAUUAUUUUUAAUUAGCCAUUAUUAUAGCUUUAUAAACUCAGUUUAUAGCCAUCAUGUCAUGAAAAGUAAUGUCAUACAAGCUUUAGUCCAGGUGUUAACAGUAAAACUAUUGAUUAGGUUUGUUAAGCUCGUACCCACAGCGAUCAUUCAAUGUAGAAUGCUCAAAACUCACAGAGCGGUAAUAAUACACAAUAGGUGAUAGUGACAUACUUUAAAAAUUAACCUUUUACUAACGUGAGCUGGAGACUCUUGAGUUGCUCUGUGUAAUGUGCUUGUAUGUCCUCUUUACAUGCAAUACACAGUUAAGGAUGCUGAGCAGUCAAUAGAGGGUUUAUUAAGGGUCUACAAUUAGGUGAACUAAGUGAUAAACUUGAGGAUGAAUAAGCAAUGUCUAAAUAAGUUUUACAAAGGUCUCAGUCUCUGUACCCCGCAGAUAUCGUACAUGUAAAACAAUGAGAGGGGGUCGUUUUAAUUCAAUAGUGAGUUCAGCUGUAAGAUGAAUACAUUUGUGUUUGAAUGACUGACUGAUUGAUUUAUAAACCAUAAUGACAUAACAUUUCAUUUAAAUCACAUUUAUUUAUUUAUUCAAUUUUUAAAAUUGUUAAGUACCUCUUUUAGCCAUCUUAUAGUCUUUUUCCUGUCGAUCUACUGAGGUCAUUGUGAUCUUGGCUUAUAACCAUUCAUUAUCUUUACCAAAUGGCUGGACUAUUACACAGAUAGCUUCUAAUAUUCGAUUAUUGUACAUUGUAUUCAGCUUUAAAAUGUUUGAUGGUUAAGGACAAACGCCUCAUUGGGAAAUUUAUGUUACAAAUGCAGUCACCUCUUUUCUAAACUCUAUACAUAUACUUUGCCCUUACAAGAUCAAAUCAAGUUGAAAUCAAAUCAAGUUAACACAUGGAUCAGCUGUGAACAAUAGGUUUUCAAGUAUACAUUUUUUAAUUAUACCUAAUCUUUCCUAAAAUAUAAUGAUUGCUUAAUUUAAAAAUGAUCUAUUGAGGAUAAAUAAGGCCUCAGACCUGUCAACCAGUCCAGCAUGCAUAACACGCUGCUGUACUGAACAUUUAGCGAUACAUAUAGUAAUAUUUUGCUUUUACCAAAUGUGACCCUGCCUGUGGAAACCCAGCUUAAGUAUUUUUGUGAGACAUAAAAUCGUCCUGCAUAUGCAAAGAACUGUCUGUGAAAAUAUAACCUUCUUAAAUACUGACUAAAACCACGGUAAACAUUAUUGAAAUGAAAGUGUCUGAUGUUUCUCAUUUCAUAAUUACAUUAUAAGACUUUAAUCUGGAUUUCACAGACAGGGUCACAUUUAAUGAAAAUUAGGAGCCUCAAGCUUUGUACAUAUUUGCCUUACAAAACAAUAUAAGAAAGUGCAUUUCACCAUUUCAAACAGUAGGGGGCAGCAAUACCACAGUUUUGCACAGUCACUGCAUAGGCCCACACAUUGGCGUUCAGCUAAACAUUAUUAGGGAUUACAGACAUUACAACAGUGGCGUAGUGAGGAUCUGUCUUUCGUAGCCUAUGUGAGGUUAGUGUGUUGAGGACAAACAUUACCUGAAGGGGCCAAAUCAGAUUUUUUCAGGCAACACUGAUAUGCACAAAUACUCUCGUGUCUUAUAAUUCAAAGUUUAUAAUUUUGGGUGCAGAUGUAUGAGGGUUAUUAUUUUGGAUGUUCGCACGUGUGAAUUGCCUGAGUAUCUACCCAAUGUUCAGGCUCCAUAUUUUAGCAAGACACUCACUGUCUACACAAGCACAAUUAAUGCUGAAAUAUUUCAUGCUGGGAAUAAUUUCGUUCUAAAGAAUUAUGAGGCAAGGCAUUUGGCUAACCUUUGCCUUUGAAUAAAAUUACAUAUAUUAAAGGGUAUUCUUUAUUCUG
This is a messenger RNA of Paramisgurnus dabryanus, 4120 nucleotides long. It is a transcript of the gene coro2ba, whose product is annotated as coronin, actin binding protein, 2Ba. The record is from RefSeq and is a predicted model, not a curated record. Gene Ontology annotation, molecular function: actin filament binding. Lineage: Eukaryota; Metazoa; Chordata; Actinopteri; Cypriniformes; Cobitidae.